Impatiens glandulifera is the source of this 889-nucleotide messenger RNA. Its product is annotated as vesicle-associated membrane protein 711-like. Lineage: Eukaryota; Viridiplantae; Streptophyta; Magnoliopsida; Ericales; Balsaminaceae. The coding region runs from base 181 to 846 and encodes 221 amino acids. Gene Ontology annotation, biological process: vesicle-mediated transport. The transcript has 4 exons. Gene Ontology annotation, cellular component: membrane. The record is from RefSeq and is a predicted model, not a curated record.
CGGAGAAAUUCUCCAUAUCGCAUUUUCCUCCUAUAAUGCUUCAUUCCUGAUCAUCAUGUCUGCCUACAUAAUCUAGACGUAUCUUUGUAUUUAUUCAUUCAUGUGCAUAUUUGGAUUUGUGAUUCGAAUGCAGAUAGAGAUUGGAGUAGAUAGAAGACGAGAGCGACUGACUGACAGAGAAUGGGGAUAUUGUACGCCAUGGUGGCCAGAGGAUCGGUCGUGCUAGCUGAAUUCGGCGAUAAGGUGACGAACGCAGGAAAGACGGCCAGACUAUUACUCGACAAGAUUCCGGCCGGUAAUAACGAUAGCAAUGUAUCCUAUUCUCAGGAUCUGUAUAUCUUUCAUGUGAAGAAGACCGAUGGCCUCACUGUUCUCUGCAUGGCAGAGGACAAUUUCGGAAGGAGAAUACCUUUUUCCUUUCUGGAAGAUAUUCAUCUAAGAUUCGUAAGGACAUAUGGUCGUACAGUUCAUUCAGCUGCUGCAUAUGCAAUGAACGAUGAAUUCUCAAGGGUCCUAGGACAACAGAUGGACCAUUACACCAACGAUACAAAUGCAGAUAGAAUAAACAGACUGAAAGGCGAAAUGAGUCAGGUCCGAUCAGUAAUGAUAGAAAAUAUAGAGAAAGUAUUGGAGAGGGGUGACCGGUUGGCGAUACUUGUUGAUAAAACUGCAACAAUGCAAGGCAAUACAUUGCGGUUUAGAAGACAAAGUAAAAGGUUCAAAAACACGAUAUGGUGGAAGAAUUUCAGACUAUCAACUGCACUUAUACUUGCUCUAUUACUAAGUGGCUAUGGUAUAAUGGCAUUCCUUUGCCACGGUCUCUUGUUUCCAUCCUGUUUCAAGUGAGUCUUGUCUUUUCCCUUCUUGUGUUCUAUCAUCAUCAUCGUAU